Messenger RNA from Pseudomassariella vexata, 1686 nucleotides. RefSeq lists its product as uncharacterized. Lineage: Eukaryota; Fungi; Ascomycota; Sordariomycetes; Amphisphaeriales; Pseudomassariaceae. Bases 1 to 1317 code for a protein of 438 amino acids. The transcript has a single exon. The record is from RefSeq and is a predicted model, not a curated record.
AUGAAGUUCACCGCUGUCACCUUCGCUGCUCUCAUCGGCGUGUCCUCCUCGGCCGCCAUCAGCAAGGGCGAUUCCAUCUCGUUCGGGUUCGAUUACCCAGUCACGGCCUCGGAACCCUUUUCCAGCAAGUGGCGGUCGGUCCCCUGCACCACGUCUACCUUGUGGACGUCGACCCCCUGCACCACGUCUACCUUGUGGACGUCGACCCCCUGCGCCAGCAGCAAGUGGUCAUCAACCUCGUGCGUCAGCAGCAAGUGGUCAUCGAUCCCCUGCGUCAGCAGCAAGUGGACAUCGACCUCGUGCGUCAGCAGCAAGUGGACAUCGACCUCGUGCGUCAGCAGCAAGUGGACGUCGACCCCGUGCUCGACCAGCACUCCUUGCACUACCAGCACUCCGUGCACUACCAGCACCCCGUGCACCAGCUCCUGCACAACUACCACCAAGUGCACCAGCACCCCCCUGCCGCCUCCUCCGCCAAUCACGACUCCGUGCACGAGCAGCCUCCCUCCUCCCCCGCCUCCGCCUCCGACUACCACCCCAUGCACGAGCAGCUCGGCGCCGCCCCCGCCUCCCCCGCCGCCGACCACAACGCCUUGCACCUCGGCCGUCCCUCCUCCUCCUCCUCCCCCCCCGCCUCCGGCUACUACCCCUUACACCUCUUCUGCUCCGCCACCUCCGCCGCCUCCUCCGGCUACCACUCCUUGCACCUCUUCUGCUCCACCGCCUCCACCGCCUCCUCCGGUUACCACUCCUUGCACCUCUUCUGCUCCACCGCCACCACCGCCUCCUCCGGCUACCACUCCUUACACCUCUUCUGCUCCGCCACCACCUCCGCCGCCUCCUCCGGCUACCACUCCUUACACCUCUUCUGCUCCGCCGCCACCUCCGCCACCUCCUCCGGCUACCACUCCUUACACCUCUUCUGCUCCACCGCCACCUCCGCCACCUCCGGCUACCACUCCUUACACCUCUUCUGCUCCGCCGCCACCUCCGCCACCUCCUCCGGCUACCACUCCUUGCACCUCUUCUGCUCCGCCGCCACCUCCGCCACCUCCUCCGGCUACCACUCCUUACACCUCUUCUGCUCCGCCGCCGCCUCCUCCCCCUCCGCCUCCGGCCAGCACGACCUCUUCUGCUCCACAUGCUCCUCCCCCUCCGCCUCCGGCCAACACGACCUCUUCUGCUCCGCCUCCUCCUCCGCCUGCGGCCAGCACGCCUUGCACCUCCAAGCCUGUCACUGUCCCCACUGCCGGCGCUGUCGCCAUCGGUAUCCACGGUGGUCUGGCUGUCGCCGCUGCCGCUUUGGCUCUGCUUUAAGCAGCUACGAUGGGAUCUUGAGGUAUGCUCUGAAGUUUUCGGUUGGAAAGGGGGGGCAUGAUCGGUCCCUCGUCAAGGAAGGACCUAGUUUACGGUUUCGCAUGGGAUGGCAUGUCCACGCGUCUACUCUCAUUACCAGUGUCUUGGAUGUUAUCAAAGGUGGAAGAAACAAUUUGAUUAGGUAGUUUGGGGUUCCGGUAGAUUGGUUUGGAAAAAGAAAAUGAAGGAGAUUACAACGACAUUAGGAUAUAGAUAAUUUCGCUAAUACUCGGGUAGAUGGUUCUUUGUAGGCUUCGGGUCUGGUCGCAAGGUCGGACGGGAGUUCUUGUUAGUUAGCUAUCAUUCCUCAAAUGUAUCGGAUUCCUUCAA